Molecule: messenger RNA, 3759 nt
Organism: Cydia fagiglandana
Lineage: Eukaryota; Metazoa; Arthropoda; Insecta; Lepidoptera; Tortricidae
Product: putative fatty acyl-CoA reductase CG8306
Exons: 4
Coding region: 30-1562 (510 amino acids)
Biological process (GO): long-chain fatty-acyl-CoA metabolic process
Cellular component (GO): peroxisome
Molecular function (GO): alcohol-forming very long-chain fatty acyl-CoA reductase (NADP+) activity
Source: RefSeq, a predicted model, not a curated record
ACAACCGGUCAACGAUACAAGAAUCCAAGAUGGCCGACUCGCAAGUGCGCGCGUUCUACGCCGGUAAAAACUUCUUCAUCACCGGCGGCACUGGUUUCGUAGGGCUGUGCCUGCUGGAGAGGAUCCUGAGGAGUUUACCUGACGCUGGCAAGGUGUACCUGCUGAUGCGGCCGAAGAAGGGGAAGAAGAUUGAGGAGCGGCUUGAGGAGUUUCCCAAGAAUCCGAUCUUCGAAACUCUCCUCCAGACCAACACGCCCGAGAUCUUAAAAAAACUGGUCCCCAUAGCCGGCGACGUCGGGGAACCGAACCUGGGACUCAGCGCUGAAGACCGCCAGCUGCUGGUGGAGAAUGUCAACGUCAUCAUCCAUUCGGCUGCUACAUUGGAUUUUGAGGAGGGCUUGAAGCCGACAGUAAGGAUUAAUGUGCUUGGGACGAGGAGAGUUAUGGAGUUGGCUGGGCAGGCUAAAAAUUUGAAGGUCAUGAUCCACGUAUCAUCAGCGUACGUCAACUCCUAUCUCCACGAGGCCCGAGAAAAGCUCUACGAUGCACCAGAAGACGUCGAACAAGUCAUAGCAUUAGUCGACACCCUUUCUGACGAAGCCCUCGCAGUUGUUGAACCAAAACUGUUGAAGACACAUCCAAAUACUUACACAUUCACUAAGCAUUUAGCUGAGCAUGAGGUCGCGAAGUAUGCUGAUAAAUUCCCGUGUACUAUAGUCAGACCUAGCAUGAUUGUCGCUGCUUGGAAAGAGCCAGUUCCUGGUUGGACUUGUUCCAAAGUUGGGCCUCAAGGUUUCUUAAUGGGUGCCUCUAAAGGCGUAGUCCGAAGACUGCCUUUAGCUGUAAAUAAUAUUGCUGAUUAUAUUCCUGUAGAUGUCGUGGUUAACGAAUUAUUGGUAGCCGGUUAUCAAUCCGCAAAAUCUAAUACAGGUCUGCUUGCUAUAUACCAUUGUACUUCAUCAACUCAAAAGCCGUAUCGCUGGGCGAUGCUUGAAGAUACUAUUAAUGAAACUUUACAUAAAUACCCGUUGAAAAGCGCCGUUUGGUAUCCGCAUCUCAAAUUCGUAAAUUCCCUGUUACUCUUCAGAAUUUCCGCCAUCUUCGUUCAUUUUAUCCCAGCUAUUCUCCUAGAUAUGCUUUUACGUGUAACUGGGGGUCGUCCUAUCCUAUUUAGAUUACACAAAAAUGUCUGGAACUCGCUAAACAGACUUGAAAAGUUCAUCUUCACUGAAUGGAAAUUCCAUAAUACUAAUUCUAUCGAGCUAGCAGGUAAAAUGAAUAGCACUGACAGUAAGAUGUUCUAUAUAGAUAUAUCUGAUAUCGAAUGGAGGGCUUACUUCACUGCUUUGCAUUUAGGAGUAAGAAGAUACCUGAAUCGUGAGAAAGAAUCCACCUUAGAGGCAGCGAGAGGAAAAGAUACUUUGUUGCUGGUCUUUCAUGUUAUUUGGCAGCUUUUGGUCAUUUAUCUUUUCUGGUAUCUCUUAGCUUGUUUGACAGGAUUAACCAUGACGCAGAGUGCGUGGUGUGUGCCGGCGUUAUAUAUUUUGUACAGUUAUUUAUAGACUUUUUUGAGCUGUUUCUAGACUAGUUUAAUCUGAAUAUUAUUUUUUAGGCAAACCGAUGACACUUAAUGACUUGUACAGAUGUAGACCAUAAUUAUAUUCCAUCGUAUUAUCACGGAAACGAACGAACGUGUCUUGCUAUUUCAGUCAGUCUCGGAACAAAAAGUACUGUACGGAUAUGAUGGUCGUUUUUGUCUACGUGACAGCGUGAUAAAACGGUAUCCGUCACUUUCUAUCCCACGGUGUUAAAAAGUGACAGUUAUUUUAUCACGUGGAUAAAGCCAUCCAUAAUACGCCGGCAGAUGUUGAUUGAAGUAGCAUGACAAAUAUACUUGCACCAAACAAAGUCUGCAGCGUAUUUGAUAGCCCACUCAGUGUAAGUGUUAUAAUUUCAUAGAAGUUUGACGUUUAAAAUGACACUUGUACUGCGUGGGCUAUCAAAAUCGCUGCAGACUUUUUACGGUCUGACCAUACGAACCUUUCUAAGAAAAUACAAUGGAAAACAAUUAUGCACUACUUCUGUAGCUGCUACUUAUGCGCUGGGGGCUUAGCUAAAAUGACAAUCGUACAUCCAAAAACGACAAAAAAAUAUAAAAAAAUGUAUUGGGAUGAUAGAUACUAUACGAUGACGUGACAAGUUUCAUACAUAAUCGUUUUCAACGCUUGCCAACUUGGCUAAGCCCCCAAGCUUAUUUACUAACUUACUUUAUUGUAAAUAAGUAAUUAAGUAAUUACUACUAGUAGUAAUUAAGGUUUUUUGACUGUAAACUAAACAUAAACUUUAUAUUAACCCUCAGGGUUGGAAGCUCAGGGCUAUAACCGCGAAAAUCGAAGUUCGCAAAUUGCGGGCAUUUUUCUCUGUCACUCUUAUUACGCCUUCAUUGGAGUAAAAGAGAAAGAUCACCGCAAUUUGCGAAUAUCGGUUUUCGCGGUAGCCCCUCUGACGGCGGUCGCUUUCGUAAAAACGAGUGCCUACGUCAAAUCAUGGGAUUAGUUGUCAAGCGGACCCCAGGCUCCCAUGAGCCGUGGCAAAAUGCCGGGAUAACGCGAGGAAGAUUUUCCAUUAAAUAUUUUAUAUGGACCAUUAGGUAGGUUAUACAUAUUUGUGACGUUGUCUCUGAAAAGGGACCUUAUUGUCGAUGGCGCUUACGCCAUUGUUAACGAAGCUCCGAUAUAAAUACUAUGCCGCGCGACGCUGUGCGGCGCGGCGUAAGCGCCAUCGACAAUAAGGUCCCUUUUCAUAGAUAAUGCCCCAUUUUUUUUAAAUUACUAAAAAAAGUCUUAAGGGUAAAUUGCCCCAAAUUGUUUUAUAAUAGGUAAACAACACAUAAUGCUUGUUAUAUUCUUUUAUGUAAUACGGACAAUGGUAGUUUUUAAUUAGGUAUUAUAUUUUCGUUGUUAUAAUGAUAUUAAAAAUAGUAUUAAUAUUCAACACUUGUUAUGUUAUGUUUAUAACUUUAUUUUAACUUUACCGUAGUCUCAGAUAAGGUAAGUGAAAUAGUUAUUUGUUUUACAAGGGGGCAAAUUUGUUGUUUAACCGCUCGUGCUAAUAUUGAUACCCGAGCAAGCGAAAGAUUCCGAAAUUGAACCACGAGCGUAGCGAGUGGUUCGAAAAAUGGAACCUUGUGCGUUGCGAGGGUUUCAAAGCACGAGGGUUAAACAAAAUUUGCCCCCAAGUGAAACACAAAAUUUUUCACCACACCAACCCGAAGUAAAUAUUAAAUGCAAAAUAUCAAACAAAAUCAAACCAAAUCAAAUCCAAAUGAAUGUAAUUAAAUAAUUGUCAUCCAAAAUCAUUAUUUAAAAGUCCAUUCUACCAGCAAACAUAAGAAAAUAACUCAAAAUUUGCAUUUGAUUGCUUUGCCUCACAUGUGAAUAAAAUGCAACUUUGCUAUCAGUUUUUGAAGUACAAAGUAAGCCUUUCCGAGCUGGUGUGGUGAAAAUAUAUGUAUUCAGUAUGUCUUCCCAGAUGCUUCCCAGUAAUCUGUCAAGAACAAGAAAGUCAUACAUUAGCAAUAGAAACAGUUGAAAUGCAGUUUAAUCUGUCCCAAUCCUAAACAUUACUAUAUAUUUUUAUAAAAUUCCCUUUAUCGUAAUAUAUCUAGAAAGGGAAACACAAAAAAAAAGAAAACAAGACAAUUUAUGUUUUAUUUUUGUAAUAUUGUGGAGGUGGUCGUUAAUAAAUGUUUAUUUUUGA